AUGUCCGACUCUUUCACAAGUUCUUCGUACUAUUACAGUUCCACAAGCAACGGCAGCGACGGCAAGACUACAACCGGACACAGGUAUUCGACAACCUCAUACACCGAGCCCGACGGAACAACAAUCGUACGUACCGCCCAGCAAGAUUUAGGCCAACCAGCAGUCGUUGAAGAGCGACGCUACGACAAUACAGGCCAGGAACAGCUGGCUUUACCAGAGCCCGCAGGUGGUACCUCUGCAGGUGGAGUACGGCGCAUCACCGAGCUAGAGGAUGAUGUUUCAGAUUCCAAAGAUUACACGUCCAAAAAUCCCACGCCCAAUGUCCUGGCUGAUAUUGGGGGUGCGGCGGCUCAGCUCUUGGAUGGGGACGGCGAGGACGAUUCGUUUAAUCUGGUUUCUUCGCCGCUGGGGUCUAGGGUUUAUGACCCCGUGACCGGCACUUAUAAUGACCAAUUCGAGUAUGAUAUCGGUGGGGUUACUAGGCGUCACAAGGAGAUGAGGGAUGCUAGUGGUCGAAAGAUCGGACGGGAUGUGGAUUUUGCUGCAGAUGGCCUUUCGUCUUCGGCAAGGGAGAACCGCCCAUAUGAGAAUCCUAGUACAGGCACUAGGCUGCGGAGAGAAAGUGACGUGGAUGUUAGAAAUGUGCUCUAG
This is a messenger RNA of Penicillium expansum, 651 nucleotides long. RefSeq lists its product as uncharacterized. NCBI's taxonomy places the organism in Eukaryota, Fungi, Ascomycota, Eurotiomycetes, Eurotiales, Aspergillaceae. The record is from RefSeq and is a predicted model, not a curated record. The transcript has a single exon. Bases 1 to 651 code for a protein of 216 amino acids.